This is a messenger RNA of Alexandromys fortis (reed vole), 2321 nucleotides long. It is a transcript of the gene Hgh1, whose product is annotated as HGH1 homolog. The record is from RefSeq and is a predicted model, not a curated record. Lineage: Eukaryota; Metazoa; Chordata; Mammalia; Rodentia; Cricetidae. The transcript has 6 exons. Bases 47 to 1228 code for a protein of 393 amino acids.
GGUCGUGGCCCUGGUAGAGGGAACGGAGACUGAAACCGCUGGCGGCAUGCGGGGCCCGGGAGUGGGUUCGGGGCUCUCGGGCGAGCGAGGGUUGUUAGAGCAGGAGGCCGGCGCGGACACGGAGGCGGCGGAUCUCCUGCCAUUUCUAAAGCCCGGCGUGCGGGCAGAGCUGCAGGCGGUCGCGGCGCAGCACGUGUUGGCGCUCACUGGUUCCGACUCGGGCCGCGCGCUGUUGGCAGGACAGGCAGCGCUGCUGCGGGCUCUUGCCGAGCUUGCGGUGGCUCCGACCCCAGCUCCUUCCCGCGACGCUUCCCGCGCGCUCGUGAACUUGGCUGCUGACCCCGGCCUGCACCGGCAGCUGCUAGCGGCGGACCCGGAGCUGCCUGCCCGCCUGCUGAGCUGCGUGUUGGACCCUCAGUGGCCCUGGGCUGAAGAGGCGGCAGCGGUACUGGCUAAUCUGAGCCGCGAGCUGGCGCCGUGUGCUGCGUUGAUGGAGAAACUGAUGGUCGCUGAGACGGAGCGCCUGGGUCUGGAGCGGCUGGUUAACGCGCUGUGCACGCCCAGCUACAAUGUGGCCGCACCCCUGCAUUACCUGGGUCCGCUGCUCUCUAACCUUAGCCAGCAGGCGGAGGUGCGUGCUUUUCUGCUGGACCAGGACAGGUGCGUGGUCCAGCGGCUGCUGCCUCUUACCCAGUACCCAGACUCCUCGGUGCGGAGGGGAGGAGUGGUGGGAACACUUCGGAAUUGCUGCUUCGAGCAUGGACACCACAAAUGGUUGCUCGGGCCCCAAGUUGACAUUCUCCCCUUCUUGCUAUUGCCCUUGGCUGGGCCUGAGGAGUUCUCCGAGGAAGAAAUGGAUAGGCUGCCUGUUGACCUGCAGUACUUGCCACCAGACAAACAGCGAGAGCCAGAUGCUGACAUCCGGAAGAUGCUCAUUGAAGCCAUCAUGCUGCUGACAGCCACUGCGCCUGGUCGGCAGCAGAUACGGGACCAGGGUGCUUACUUGGUCCUUCGAGAGCUACACAACUGGGAGCCAGAGCCCGAUGUGCGAAUAGCUUGUGAGAAGCUUAUCCAGGUGCUUAUUGGUGACGAGCCAGAGGUUGGCAUGGACAACCUGCUGGAGGUGCAGGUGCCUGAAGACGUGGAGCGACAGCUGCAACAGCUAGACCAGCAAGAACAGCUAGAGCUUGCUCAAGAGCUAAGAGACAAGGGUGCCCCACGGACUUGAAGCUCCUUUUGCCGAAGUGCCAGCUCCAUAUCUACCUUUGCCAGGGUUCCUUCAGGGUUCUAGGGUAAACACCCAGUAAAUGUUGAGAAGCUCAAGGACACUGCCCAUUCCUGUGCUCUACUGCACCCGGCAAGAAUGCAGGCUGUUCAGUGCUGACUAUUGAGCUGGAGGUGGCCAGGUCCUGUGUCGUAGCUGCUUAUAUAUGAGGCAGGUAGCUGAUGGCCACUGGAGCUGUGAGGAGCCUUUUCCUGUUAGGGCUGGACCAAAAACAUUGCAAGCCCUGGGCAGCCAGCUAGAGCUUUUCAUUCUUGAAGACACUGAAGGAUCUGGACAUGAGUUGGCUUAGUGGUGCCAACCGUGCUAUGAGCCCCAACCUUUGGAGUCCUUUUGCUUUCCUUUGCCCAAGACCCCCUUGAAAGACAAACCACGGGGGCUGGAGAGAUGGCUCAGCGGUUAAGAGCAUUGCCUGCUCUUCCAAAGGUCCUGAGUUCAAUUCCCAGCAACCACAUGGUGGCUCACAACCAUCUGUAAUGAGGUCUGGUGCCCUCUUCUGGCUUUCAGACAUACAUACAGACAGAAUAUUGUAUACUCAAUAAAUAAAUAUAUUAAAAAAAAAAAAGACAAAUCACACUUGAAUUCUAGGAUCUUCCUAGGAUGCUCUGCCCUUCUAGGCCUGUCUUUGGAUCACUGCUGGGUACUGUUUCUCCUUCGCUAUCUCUCUUUCUCUGCUCCACCCGUGAUACUGGCCCCUGCCUUUAGUCUUUGGUUAGCCUCCUUAGUCCCAGGUUGAAUUAGAGUUAGCCAUUUAGAUAGAAUGUGCUCCUCAGUUAGCUUCCUUGAGCAACAGUUGCCUUUCAAGACCUUCCUACUGAUCACGCCUUGCCUACCUCUGUAGAGAUUCUCCUGGGUGUUCUUGAAGCAUUUAUUCUUAGACACUCCUACCCCCAAUUUAUGGAGCCUACUCCCUCUAUACAGCCCUUCUUCUUCAUUCUGUAGAUAACCAUGGCAAAUCUUGCCCCACUGUGUCCCCCUUUUUGAGGCACAGAUCUUGAUCCACCUGUGUGAAGCUUUUGUAUGCUGUUCCCUCUCAGCA